GGGAGCACUUCUUGGGGGAAGCUGGGCAAGUUACUGGCUCUGGCAGCUCUCCAACUGUCCCCCAUGUCCCCUCCAGGUGCCGGCCAUAGUCAGGUGCAUCCAUCAGUGGCUCACGUCCAAUGUGUCUGCUGAGCACAGGCUGGACAAGACUCUGGUCCUGCUGACCGAGGCACACCCCACGGAUGUUGCAGUGACCCUGCUGCGCUCUGCCCCAGCCUGUGACAGAGCUGCUCGCACCAUGUGGAAGACACUCAUCUCCUCCAGAUGGACUAAGGAGCCGGUGCUGCAGAUCCUCUUCCGUGUGCUGGAAUACUGGCCAGCGCACAGGAGACGCACCUCUGAUGGGGAUGAGAGAGAUGUCUUUGCCCUGGCUGCAACUGUGGCACUCUGGGAGAUCAUCCAGCUGUCCCACUCCUGGUGCCCAGGGGGAGUGAAGGACAAUUUCCCGCGCCUCCUUCUGACUCUGCUCUUCCAAGUUUUCAUCAGCACAGAGGAGAUGUCAGAGGAGGUCGAGACCUUCUGGAGGCGAUGCCGGGAGCAGCGCAGCCUUCCCCCCAACCCCAACAGGUGCUCCAUCCCAGUCCCCUCUCCCUGCCACGCCCUUGGGGCUGAGGCCAGGGCUCUGUUUACAGUGCAGACCGUUAAAGCCCUGCUGCGCCAGCUGCUGGAUGAGGACGUGUUGAUGGCGAUCGGUCGCAAGUGUGGCUGGGACAUGCUCCUCAAGGCUGACAGCCACCACUAUGCAGUGGGUCUGCUGGCCAGGGAGCUGUGCCGUGUCUCCCUCCCCUUCGGUCACCGCAUCGCCGUCAGCCUGCUCCCGCGGCUCAGCAGGGGAGACCCCCUGUGGGAACUGCCUGCCCUGGCGUUCCUGGUGGAGGUCCUGCACUGCCUGAACCCCAGACAAUAUGGGCCCAGCGUCCUGCAGAUUAUUUCCAGGCACCUGCGCAGUCAGUGCCCGGAGAGGCGUCGCCUGGCGCUCCGAGGCCUGGUGGUGCUUAGCAGGGAUCCCUCAAUGGUGAGCAGGGGGCAGGGGCUGAAGCCGGGCCGGCAGCCUGCCCGACUCCUUUGGGACGCACCUUUGGCCUCUGGGCCCCGCGGCAGCAGCGUGGGGCUGCACCACAGCAUUGUGUUCCACACAGGCUAUGAGCAUGCGGAGCCUGAGUGA
This is a messenger RNA of Pseudopipra pipra, 1165 nucleotides long. RefSeq names its product maestro heat-like repeat-containing protein family member 7. NCBI's taxonomy places the organism in Eukaryota, Metazoa, Chordata, Aves, Passeriformes, Pipridae. Gene Ontology annotation, cellular component: cytoplasm. Bases 239 to 1165 code for a protein of 308 amino acids. The transcript has 7 exons. The record is from RefSeq and is a predicted model, not a curated record.